AUGAUGGCCCACACCCCCAACGCUACCCCGUUACGGGACUCGUACAACCCCCACUUGGGCCCCCAGCUGAAGAAGUUGCCCAUGAUCGUCGACAUCGCCAUCGACCCCAAUGGCAAGCAGAUGUACCAGGUCCACGAGCUGCUGAAGCUUGUCCGCAAGGAGAUGCCCCGCCUGACCCACUUUGUCCCCCAAGCGAUGGAGUUUGGCGGCGACUUGGGCGCUCCCUUUGGUGCUGACGACGAAAAGACCCCGGUGAGACCGGCGUUUUGCACGAUGUCGCCGUCGCUGGUGCCGCAAAAGCGUACUUUCGAAGACGAUGUCUACGCCAACCCACAAGCGCCGAUGUUCACUUACCAGUUUGACGCCCCCGGUAGCUACUCGCAGUUGGCGCCGGCGGCCCCCAUGGUCAGUGACUACGCUACCAGUGUCCCUCCCGACUACCUGGUGGCGACGGUGCCUCGCUCGCAAGACAACGACAUCUGGUCGCCCGACGUCGAGGCGGCGUUCGAGGAAGUGUUGCACCUCAUCCCCAAGAACGGGCUCAACAAGAUCAAGAUCUCCGGCCGUCUGUGCGGGCGCAACGAGCUCAUCCUGGACUACAUCUUGCUGAAGACGGGCAAGUUCCGCACCCGCAAGCAGGUGCUGUCCCACAUCCAGGUGAUCAAGAACUUGGGCCAGAAGAAGGACAUCAUCAAGUUGAUCAACGAAGGGCCCCUGUUCGACACCGAGGAAGAACUGCAAGAGAACUUUAAGCGGUUCGAGGAGAUCUUCCUGAAGAUCAACUUGCUGAAGCUGUUGGGCUUUGCCGACGACAACGCCGCCGGCGCCAAGCGCAAGGCGGCCCCGGCCACCUUGUCGCAACUGCUGGCCAAGCGCCAACGCAAGGCAUCGGCGGGGCUGCGCUUUAACAAGGUGAGCAUGCACAACUUCAGCAUGCUGAUUGGCGAUGCCUAUGGCCUCAACUCGGUGUGCCUCACGGCACUGGAACCAGUGCACCCUCUCCAAGAGGUGCCGUCGCUUAAGCUUGGCGACAACGUCAACGUCCAGGCGCGGUUCCCGGGGCUCGCCGACUUCCAAGGCUCCAACAUCCACGUGUUGCACAACAUGGUCAAAGUGAUGUUCCCGUCGCAGUUGCCCUACAACUACGACAUCGAACAAGGGUUCAAGUCGCUGUUCACGUUGCACGACAAGUUGACCCCCGUGACCCCCGUGCAACUGCCGACGCGGUCGCUGCCGCCGGCGCUGGACGGGUACUCGUUGUUCACCGCCGUCUACCUGUACGGCAACGAGGUGAUCAAGUUCAACGAGGAGGGGAUCCACCUCAACGAGGAAACUCCCUUCUUGACCAAGUUCUGGAAGUUCUUUGUCGGCAAGUUCAUGGGCAAGGACGAGGUCAAGGUCCAGUUGGCGUGGAAGGGGAUGACGAUCAAGCAGAUCGUCUACGAAAAAGACCCUUACGUCGAGGUCCACGAGGUCCACAACGUCCCCAAGUCGAAGAUCAAGAUGGUGUUGUUGUGGGAGUUUGCCACCGUCGCCGACCCCAAGGACGCCGUCACCACCACCAACAAGUUGAUCUUGCCCCCCCGCGACGUCACCGUGAUGGCGACGCCGGCGCAAGCGCCGCAAAUGAACGUCCAACGCAAGUUCCAGACGUUGCAACAGCAGCACUUUGCCAUGCCGUCGAUGGUGGCGCCGCCGCCCCAGCCGCAGGCGAUGUACUCGCUGCCUCAAUACUCGCUGCCCCAAUACGCGCCGCCGCCGCCGCCGCCGCUGCUCCACCACUCGGCCAAUGUCGACUUGAUGAUGAUGCCCGUCCCCGUCGACCAGAACGAGUUUGGUGGGUUGUUGUACCCCGAAGGGUUCCAAGAGUAUUAG
Molecule: messenger RNA, 1875 nt
Organism: Diutina rugosa
Lineage: Eukaryota; Fungi; Ascomycota; Pichiomycetes; Serinales; Debaryomycetaceae
Gene: TEC1
Product: transcription factor TEC1
Exons: 1
Coding region: 1-1875 (624 amino acids)
Biological process (GO): regulation of transcription by RNA polymerase II
Cellular component (GO): transcription regulator complex
Molecular function (GO): RNA polymerase II cis-regulatory region sequence-specific DNA binding; DNA-binding transcription factor activity, RNA polymerase II-specific
Source: RefSeq, a predicted model, not a curated record